CCAGGGGCUCAGCCCUGGAGAUGGAGUUCAAGCGCGGCCGCUUCCGACUUAGCGUUUUCAGUGACACGCCCGAGUAAGGUGUGGACCGCCCGCGCACCCGAACUGCACCUUCCCCGGCCUGGUUGUCAGGAUUCGCCUCCGCCUGGAAAAACUCCUGCUUGGCCUCGAUUUGAGGAGCUGCAGAGGAAUCUGUGUCUAAGGUGGGAGUUUCCUCCGAGUCCUCCAGUGUACAUCUCUCACGCCCCGGGGAGGCACCCAAGCCCGACCUACAACCCCCAAAGAGGCUGCAGAAGGAUUGGAGGGGUAAGGCUGAGCCAGGACAGAGAGGGUGCACAGCACCACAGUGACACUCCUGUCCCCAAGGCUGCCCAGAACAAAGGCCCUUUCACACCCGUGCCCCAUGUCGCGUGUCCCAGGCCUUCCCUGAGUCAGAAGCUAGUGGACUAGGGGGGAGCGAUUUUGUCGCCGCACCCCUACCAACUCGGCCUGAAAACCCCGCGUGGGACAGGCGUGGAGGAGUAAGGAGCAAGGCCAGGAACAGGAGGAGGGGCCUGUGAAUCCCGCCGCCCCUGGGAUCUGCCAGGCCUUUGGGAGCCGGGGCGGAGCCGCAGGGCCGGGCCGCUGCGGCUGAGCUGAGAGUGACUCCGUGGGCCCGGGGUGGAGGGGGGCCACGCUGCAGCUGGUUGGGACUCGGGGCUGGUUUCCUGUCUGGAAGGGAAGGGGCCUUCAGAGGGGAGUGGGGGCAGCAGCAACAGGCACACUCCAGCCACUCUCCCUCUCCUCCCUUCUGCUGGAAAAGCGAGCUGGGAGAACAGCUGCCACCAAAGCAAGACUGGACACUCUGUGCCCAUAGUGCCCUCUGCAGCUGGCCUCCCCUCCCAGACCCCUGCUCUUCCCCACCUCACUGUCCUUUCCUCCCCUCCUGGCUCCCAUCAGGGCUUUGGAUCGGCAGCUAGAGGGUCUAAUCAAAGUGAAGAGGGAAAGGGGCAGCCUCUUCCAUCUGCCCCAGAGCUGGCCACCUCUCCUGGAGGAGAGCAGUGGGAGGAGUAACUGUGGGACAACGUGGUACCACCUGCCCCCCAGGGGUUGCCAAGGGAAAGGGCUCUGGGGGGCACAGAGAUGCAGGACAGAUUGCACAUCCUGGAGGACCUGAAUAUGCUCUACAUUCGGCAGAUGGCACUCAGCCUGGAGGACACCGAGUUGCAAAGGAAGCUGGAUCAUGAGAUCCGGAUGAGGGAAGGGGCCUGCAAACUGCUGGCAGCCUGCUCCCAGCGAGAACAGGCUCUGGAGGCCACCAAGAGCCUGCUGGUGUGCAACAGCAGAAUCCUUAGCUACAUGGGCGAACUACAGCGGCGCAAGGAGGCCCAGGUGCUGGAGAAGACAGGACGGCGGCCUUCCGACAGCGGGCUGCCUUCUGAGCGCUCCCCCUGCCGCGGCCGGGUCUGCAUCUCCGACCUCCGGAUCCCACUCAUGUGGAAAGACACAGAAUAUUUCAAGAACAAAGGUGACCUACACCGCUGGGCUGUGUUUCUACUGUUGCAGCUAGGGGAACAGAUUGAGGACACAGAGAUGAUCCUGGUGGACAGGACCCUCACAGACAUCUCCUUUCAGCACAGUGUGCUCUUCACCGAGGCAGGGCCAGAUUUUGAAUUGCGACUGGAGCUGUAUGGGGCCAGUGUAGAUGAAGAGGGGGCCCUGGCUGGCGCCCCCAAGAGACUUGCCACCAAACUCAGCAGCUCCCUGGGCCGCUCCUCAGGGAAGCGCGUCCGAGCGUCGCUGGACAGCGCUGGGGGCUCAGGGAGCAGUCCCAUCCUGCUCCCCACCCCGGCUGUGGGGGGUCCUCGUUACCACCUCUUAGCUCAUACCACACUCACCCUGGCAGCAGUGCAAGAUGGGUUCCGCACACAUGACCUCACCCUCACCAGUCAUGAGGAGAACCCUGCCUGGCUGCCCCUUUAUGGUAGCGUGUGUUGCCGCCUGGCAGCUCAGCCUCUCUGCAUGACUCAGCCCACUGCCAGUGGUGCCCUCAGGGUGCAGCAAGCUGGGCAGCUACAGAAUGGGGCACGAUUGCAUGGAGUCCUGAAAGGCACAAACCUCCUCUGUUACCGGCGACCGGAGGACGCAGACACUGGAGAAGAGCCGCUAUUAACUAUUGCCAUCAACAAGGAGACUCGGGUCCGGGCAGGGGAGCUGGACCAGGCCCCAGGGCGGCCCUGCACCCUCAGCAUCAGUAACCAGUACGGGGGUGAUGAGGUGACACACACCCUUCAGACAGACAGCCGGGAAGCCCUGCAGAGCUGGAGGGAGGCUCUGUGGCAGCUCUUCUUUGACAUGAGCCAGUGGAAGCAGUGCUGUGAUGAAGUCAUGAAAAUCGAAACUCCUGCUCCCCGGAAACCGCCCCAAGCCAUGGCCAAGCAGGGGUCAUUGUACCAUGAGAUGGCUAUUGAGCCGCUGGAUGACAUCGCAGCAGUGACAGACAUCCUGGCUCAGCGAGAGGGCACAAGGCUGGAGACAUCCCCACCCUGGCUAGCCAUGUUUACAGAUCAGCCUGCCCUGCCUAGCUCCUGCUUGCCUGCCUCAGUGGCCCCAGCCCCUGCCUGGACCCAGCCCCUCCCUUGGGGGCGACCCCGAACCUUUUCCCUGGAUGCUCUCCCUCCAGACCACUCCUCCUCGGGGGCUUCUUGCUCAGUUGCCCCUCUUCCCUCACAGCGACCCCCAAGUUCUAGAGGCCUUUGCAGCAAAGGCCCUCUCCGUACUUGGCUCCAAUCGCCAGUGUGAGGGACAAAGACACUGGCAACAGGAUCUGGCCAGAAAAGGGAAGGACCCACGUGCAAUUGGGCUCUGGACGCGGUGCUAUCUGAAGCAACUCUGGCUAGCUUAGCCUCCUCUUCCUCUCUGCAUUGGGAGUAGGCUGGGAGGGGGAACAGGAGGUCUUCUGAAGUUGUGAAUGCCAUGGUACUGAGUGGUUCAGUCCCAGAGCUGGCUGGGACCACCUAAGCCCUUCCUGGGAGAAAACUGGAAUAACCCUUCCCUACCUCCCUGCACUAACCAGCUUUGAAGAUGGCACUGAAGAGCCCUGGGAGGGGGCACACUUCCCUUGUCACUCCUACAUCAACCAUUAAAGUUAUUUAAUAGCA
Octodon degus (degu) is the source of this 3137-nucleotide messenger RNA. RefSeq names its product rhotekin (gene Rtkn). NCBI's taxonomy places the organism in Eukaryota, Metazoa, Chordata, Mammalia, Rodentia, Octodontidae. The record is from RefSeq and is a predicted model, not a curated record. Gene Ontology annotation, biological process: septin ring organization; actomyosin contractile ring assembly; mitotic cytokinesis. Gene Ontology annotation, cellular component: actomyosin contractile ring. The transcript is spliced from 16 exons. Bases 1120 to 2778 code for a protein of 552 amino acids.